AUGUCUUCAGUUUGCGCUAGUUCUAUACCACAAGAUGCUGGAAAGGCAAUAUUGCAAGGUGUUUCUAGUCUUUUUUGGCGUUCUUUUUUAAUAGUUGCGACAGUUGUAGAGGUGCUACAAAUACUGUUUUGGCCAAUCGUGGCGAGUUGGUUGCCUAAAGCUACAGGAGCUCCUACUCCUGUUAGGACUUUAAUUCUUAGAAGAACUUUUUUGACUGCUGGUUCGAUCCUGAUUUUUUCUACGGUUUGUGCUCCAGUGGGACAGGAUAUGAAAAAAGCGGUGGCUUCGAGUACUUUGUUUCAAACGGGGUUUUCUAUGCUGACUCUGGGAGGCAAAGUUGGGAUAUUCAUUCAUAAUCUCAGAGGACAGCAGGAUUCUCAUGAGCACAGAGGCUUAGGAGGUGGUGUUUACUUUAUCCAGUUGCAGAUAUUGGUUACUUUAUUUUGUUUGUGUCGUCUGUAUUUAUUUGAAUCAGCUAUUGAUUAA
Molecule: messenger RNA, 486 nt
Organism: Enterobius vermicularis (human pinworm)
Lineage: Eukaryota; Metazoa; Nematoda; Chromadorea; Rhabditida; Oxyuridae
Source: the annotation of a GenBank genome assembly